ACAGUUCAAUAACGAAUGGACAACAUGGAGUCUCCAGAAGCUGAGACAAACCACAAUGACCAAAACUCAGAAGCACUCGACGAUCAAAUUCAAUCCAUAAAUCCAAAAGAAGAUAUUAUAGAGGGUAGAGAAGUUGGCGGUGAAUCUUAUGGUCAAAGAUAUGGUGCACCCCCAUUUCAAAGAGGGCCACCUCCAAGGUUUGCAGGUCCACCUCCGAACAUGAGAUCGCCACCACCUAAUUAUGGACCUCCCUCUAGAGGAGGUGCUAUGCCAAGGCUUCCUCCACCUUUUGGAAGACCACCCUUUGACGGAAGUGUUCCCCCUCCUGGUAUGCAGCAGUCCGGUGGUCUUCCCCCAAUGCCAUUCAAUAUGCCUCCUCCAAUCGGGCGUCCACCAUUUGUCCCACCUGGAGGACUUCCACCACCAUUAAUGCCACCUGGACUGUCUCAAGGAGCUCUGUCGUCACCUGCUACCACUAAACCACCUGCUGCAGCAACAACUGUAGCAGCAACACCAAAUGUAGCACCAAACCCUACUGUACUAGACCCAAACCAAGACUUCUGGGUGGAGACGAAAACAGCCGAGGGAAAGGUUUACUUCUACCAUGCCAAGACUAGGGAGUCCAAGUGGUCAAAACCUGAAAAUGCGAAGGUUGUCCAGCAGAGUGAGCUGCAGGCAGCAGCCGCAGCUGUUGCUGCGGCUGCUGCAGCCUCGGGUAAUACUGCAGCAAGCAAUGUUGGUGUAAAACAAACAAAUGCUGCACAAGAUGCCUCUAAUACAAACAUGGCAGAGAAUAAACAGCCUGAAAGUCAAGAAAAACCUCACCUCUCAGUUGCAACUGAAAUGAGUAGCCAUAACAAUGCCAGUUCUGCAAGUAACAAAUCAGAAAUUGUAACGAAUAUAGCAAGCCAGCAAACACAAGACAACUCUAAGGUUGCCAACCAUCAACAACCAACAACAAUGCCUUCAAACAUGCCACCAAUAAGGCCACUUCUGCCUCUGCCUGGCCAAGGACCAAUGAUGCCCCAUGGACCAAUGGGUCUCCUUCCACCUCCAAUGGGUAUGCCAAUGCCCCCUCACCUAGCUGGGAUGCCUCGUAUGCCAAUGCCAGGUAUGAUGCCAAUGCAUAUGCCAGGACCCAUGUUUCCUCCAGGUCUUUCCAUGACUCCACCAGCCGUAGUCGCUAUGUCAGCACCUGGAACUGCUGUUGCCUCACCCACACAGAGCAACUGGUCUGAACAUCAUGCAAGGGAUGGACGGCUAUACUACUACAACAAGAGAACUAUGGAGUCCACAUGGGAAAAGCCUAAAGAAUUGAUAGAAGAAGAAACCAAACCAACUGAAGUUAAAGAGGAGGAAACGCCAAAGGAAAACGAUGUUAAAAAGGACAGUGAGGAAAAGAUGGAGGUUGAUAAAGAUGAAGAAGUGGAAAAGAAAGAAAUAGAAGGAAAGAAGGAAGAAGAAAAAGAGACUGAAGAAAAAGAAGAAGAAAUGACAGAAGAGGAGAAAGCGGCCGAAAAAGCCAAACCUGUUGCGACCAAGCCUGUUCCAGGAACACCAUGGUGUAUUGUGUGGACAGGUGACAGUAAGGUGUUCUUCUUCAACCCCAGUACAAGACAAUCAUUAUGGGAACGACCAGAAGAUUUGAUUGGACGAGCUGAUGUGGACAGAAUGGUCUUAGCUCCACCCCCUGAUCAAGAAAAGGAAACAGAAAAAACUGCACAAAAGAAGAAAAUAGAAGAAGAAACCGCUGUUGAGGAGCAACCAAAGGCAAAGAAGAAGAAGAAAGAGAAACCAGAGAAGGAGUCUAAUCCUGAGAAGGAUGCAUCAAUUGAAGCAGAGGUGAAGGCUGCCAGAGAGCGCGCCAUUGUGCCCCUGGAUAUACGCAUGAAGCAGUUUAAGGACAUGCUGUUGGAAAGAUCGGUAUCUGCUUUCUCUACUUGGGAGAAAGAACUUCACAAGAUCGUGUUUGAUCCACGCUACCUCUUACUGAGCCCGAAGGAGAGAAAACAAGUGUUUGAAAAAUAUGUGAAAUCAAGGGCAGAUGAGGAAAGGAAGGAAAAAGCACAGAAAGUGAAACAACACAAAGAUGAAUAUAAGGCACUGAUGGAAGAAGCUAAACUAAACCCCAAGUCCACGUUCAGCGACUUUGGCCAGAAGUAUGGAAAAGACCAGAGGUUCAAGAACAUUGAAAAGAUGCGUGAACGAGAGGGCCUCUUCAACGAGUACAUGAUUGAAGUACGCAAGCAAGUGAAGCAACAAAGCCAGAGCAAGUUAGAGAAGUUGAAAACCGACUUCUAUGCACUCCUUGAGGAGCAAGAUGACAUCACAGUCAAAUCACGUUGGAGUAAGAUUAAAGAAUAUAUGAACUCUGACCCCCGAUACAAGGCUGUUGAAAGCAGCUCACAACGAGAACUCUGGUUUAAACUGUACCAAGAAACAUUAGACAAGGAAGCCAAUAGAGAACAUGAAAAGCAAAAGCGUGCCGAGGCUAGUAUUCGUCAGCGUGAAAAGGAAGUGCAGAUGGCACGUAGUGAACAACAGAAAGAACUUGACAGGGAGAGAGAUCAGUACAAGAAAGACGAGGCUAUACAGCAUUUCAAGGCACUCCUUGCAGAUUUAGUUCGUGAUGCAGAUUCCUCUUGGCGUGAGACCAGAAGACAGCUGAAGAAAGAUCACAGAUAUGAAUUGGCACGCUUGCUUGAGAGGGAAGAGAAAGAGAAGUUGUUUAAUGAGCAUGUAAACAGUCUGCUACAGAGGAGACGUGACAAGUUUCGACGUCUUCUGGAUGAAACAUCAGGGAUCACACUGACCUCAUCAUGGAAAGAGGUCAAACGAAAAAUAAAAGAAGAUAAGAGGUAUACUAAGUUCUAUGUCAGCGACAGGAUGAAAGAACGCGAGUUUUACGAUUAUUUGAAAGAAAGAUACAACACAUCUAAGGCAGACUUUAAGUUGUUACUGAUGGAAACAAAAUCCAUCACACACAAAUCCAAAAAGUUGUUGGAAGAGUCUGAUCAGCAUUUACAUGAUGUCGAAAAGAUCCUAUCAAAGGACAAACGUUACACAUGCCUAGAAUGCAUCGAGGAUGAGAGGAGAGAGAUUUUAAUUGAUUAUAUCAAUGACCUUCACCGCAAGGGGCCACCCCCUCCCCCGACUGCAUCAGAGCCAACCCGUAAGCCGAUCAUGAAGUGAUGUAUUUUUAAUAGUUUGAUUUUGGAGUCAAGUUUAAUUUUUUAGAUUUUCGAUACAAUGGAAUCAAAGAAGUAGUUGUUAUUAAGCUGAUAAGAAUUCUUAAUUGGUAUGAUUUUUUUGUAUUUACCAGAAUUAUGACAUUUUUACAAUAGCAUGGUUACAUUUGGUGUAAAAAUUAUGCUCUAAUUAAAUCUGUUCAAAUCCUUUGCCCUUGUAUGGUCGAUUUUUCUCGGCUAAUCUUUAUUUUUUUCUGCCACUCUUUCAUUCCACUUACAAGGCCUUGUGUGGACAACUUGAUGGCAUCAUUUAGAUAGUACAGUACUGUGCAAACAAUUAUAUUAUUUUAUUCGUAAUAUUUUUCUUUUUUUUAAAUAGAAUAUAAUGCAUAAUUAAUCAGGGUAAACUAUCAGCUCUCCAUUACUGAGGAACUGGUGAAGGGGCGACCCUUAUCAAGUCCAUAAUAUACCGACUGGCACUACAAGAGAUCUCACACAAUCUUAGGCUUAGUCCCACAGUUACAGUUAGGGCAGCCCUAUUAAUAGAAAUGUGAGAAUUGUUUGAUACUCAAUCUAUGGUUUAUGAUAGACCAACUGCUAAUUUCAACAGCAUUCUCCUAUUACUACUUUGUACUUCUCCGAAGAGGAACAGAUCUGUUAAUUUCUUUGAAUCGCAAUGGUUGUUAAGACACAACCAUGAGCCUUUGUUUAUCUUUAAUGAGAACUCAGUAUGAAUUCCAUUGUAAAUGUUUAAGAAUGUACUUCACAUGUCAACUAAAUUUCAAAUCUGAAUGUAAAUAUCUUUCUGGUGAUUUGUUUAUUUUGUUUGAUUAAUCUUCAAUCAAUUUCUUUCCUUGUACAAUGUCAAAUAAAUGAGUCUUAUACAAAAAUCA
Messenger RNA from Anneissia japonica, 4081 nucleotides. Its product is annotated as transcription elongation regulator 1-like. NCBI's taxonomy places the organism in Eukaryota, Metazoa, Echinodermata, Crinoidea, Comatulida, Comatulidae. Bases 16 to 3192 code for a protein of 1058 amino acids. Gene Ontology annotation, molecular function: RNA polymerase binding; transcription coregulator activity. The record is from RefSeq and is a predicted model, not a curated record. The transcript is spliced from 18 exons. Gene Ontology annotation, cellular component: nucleus.